AAUUUAAAUAUAAAUAAAGGCAGUAUCAAGUCUCAACUAUUUAACAAAAUCUCCAAAACUUGAAACAUCAAAACUAGGUAACAAACCAAGAAGUCCAAAAAAGAAAGGGUACAUUAAUGCAACGUGGCUUAAACAGUAGCAACAGAUGGCUUAGAAGUAAUAGAGAGUUUGGACCUCUUCUUGGCCACACUCUGAGUGCGCCUCUCCCUUUGCUCCUUCAGCCUACUGGCAAGCAACUUCUUGUAUUCCUGAGCCUCUGUCUUAGCCUUGGCAAUCCUAAGCUUCUUCUGAGCAAUUCUGGCCCUCUUCCUCUGGAGGGUCAACAGAGUUAUCAGCCUCUGUAUUUUAGGAGCUUUGCUAACCUCCUUUCCCUUUUCAUUAGUAAAUGUCCUGCGGUAUGUGUUGACAUACUUCCUGACAUCAUCUUCCUUGGACAGGUUGAAGAUUGAGCUUCCUAAUCUUUGACGCUCUUUUAGGACCCCUCAUCCUUGACUUCUCAACAUCAGUCAAUCCAGGAAGGUCAUUUUCACCCUUCUUCACAAUGGCCAAAUUCAGAACUGAGAGGUAAGGAUUGACAAUGCACCCACGUACUGAUUUUCUUCUCCUCUCACCAUCACGCCUUCCAUAACCCCGGAAACAAGGAGUACCUCUAGGCAGUAAAAGGCGAACACGGGUUGGAGUCAAGCAGUGGCGGAUCUUGAACCAAAAUAUGGGGUGUUCAAAAUUAUUUUAUCUAUUGCACAAUAAUAUUGUUUAAUCUACCAAUUGAGGAAUGUAACUUUUCAAUCAUCAAAAUCCCAACAAAUAAGGUUAAGAGCAAGAAAUAUUACAUAAAAACAAUAUAUAAAUUAUUACAUCAAUUUUAUAUAUGUAUUUUAACAUUUUAUUUUCAAAAAUUUGGGUGUUCACAUGAACACCCUUGAACCAAAGAGGUCCGCCCCUGGAGUCAAGACUCCUUGCUUCAUGGAAAUCCUUGUUUGUCACAUCCACCCAUGAUCUUGAAUACAUAUCCCUUAAACUCCUCUCCCAAAGCAUCACCAUUGACUUCUUGAGAGAUUCUCUUGUCAUAAAAGGCACGAAGUUUCUGUUCAUCAUCAAUCUCUAGCUUCUUCUGGCAACCCGUAGUCGGGUUUGCAAUGUUGAACUUCAUCCUCGCUCCCUGGAAAAGAGGAACUCGUGAGAAUGUUCUUAUGGUCUUUUGAUUACAGUGAAUUUUAUUGUAGAAUAUACUCUUCUAACACUAUUUGUCAUAUACUCC
Molecule: messenger RNA, 1258 nt
Organism: Cuscuta epithymum
Lineage: Eukaryota; Viridiplantae; Streptophyta; Magnoliopsida; Solanales; Convolvulaceae
Source: the annotation of a GenBank genome assembly